Styela clava is the source of this 2019-nucleotide messenger RNA. RefSeq names its product GON-4-like protein. The record is from RefSeq and is a predicted model, not a curated record. Gene Ontology annotation, biological process: regulation of DNA-templated transcription. Gene Ontology annotation, cellular component: nucleus. Gene Ontology annotation, molecular function: transcription coregulator activity. Lineage: Eukaryota; Metazoa; Chordata; Ascidiacea; Stolidobranchia; Styelidae.
AUUUCAGUAUUUGAUAGAUCAGGAAACAGGGUAAUAAUGAAAUAAAAUAUAUUUAGCUUUGAUGUUAAAAUAAUUAGGUCUGAAGCGUUUUGCACAGAUGGACGAGAAUAACUUGGACUUGCUUUGUGCUAUAGAAGUUGAUGAUGGAUUGGAAGGACGAUUGAAAGAUCGAGGAAUUUCAAGGAGAAAUGUACGCAGCAUAAUUCAUGAGCUGUUCACCAAUGAGAGCGUUUUAAAGUUAUUAGAAACGGAAGACGUAGAACCUGAACUGGAUUUUACAGAUGCUCCAGUCACAAGGUCGAAAAGGCCACGAACCGAGUUUAAUGAAGAAUUCAACUAUUUGGAUUUGAGCACCGGUAGUAUUGAAUUUCAUAAACUCAAUAAUGACAAUGAAAUAACCCAAAAUGAGAAUUCUCUUAUUUGUUGCAAUGAUGACACCUUUGAUUCAACUCGUGAUAUCCAUAUUGAAGGUUAUGAUGAUGAUGGAAAGUUUAACUGGCAGACGUGGUUGACAGGGCUUGAAAAUACUGAAAAGGAUACUUCUGAAAAACGGGAUGAAUAUGAUUCCGAAGAAGAUCCAGACUUCAAUUUCUUGGCGGAAGCAGAGGAAUUUGAUGUUGAAGAUUUUAGGGAUGACUGUGUUACAAGAAUAUCUAAACGAGAGCUAAGGAGUCUAAACCUGCGGAAACGGUCAACUGCAAGAAAGAAGAAUACUGCUUUUAAUGAAAAUUCGACUGGAAAUGAGAUUUCUUCAACGGACAAAAUUUGUAGUCUAAAUAUUGAUGAUUAUAAAAAAUGUAAAACUGUGCGUGAGAAGUUGAUGAUAUUGCGAUGUAAUCCAAAGUUGAAAAGCUCUAUUAUUACAACAAGAUCCAAGCGAGUAAAAGCACAAAAAAGAGACUUGAGUUUCACUAUACAGCAAAAAGAAAACCUUUUGCAGCAAAUGCAACAACAUGUACAGCUUCUUACUCAAGUUUGUUUAUUGGAGCAAUAUAGCAUUGAAACUUUUCAUAAUUCACGAAUGCUAUUGUAUGAAAUUGAUUAUUUUCGCCAGAAUAGUUUCGACUCUCAAAAGACUCAAUUCAAUAUACCUUGUCUGUCCGAUGCACUAAGCAUUGUUCAGCAAAUAUCUUCAUCUACAAAGCUUACUACUUGCAAAGAUAAUUUUGACAGAGAAAUGAAAAUCAUUGCUAACAGUAAUGUUUUCAUGUAUAAAGAGUUACUUCCUGCCAUUGUAGGUGAUAAACAAUUACAUAAUGGAAAAAGGCCUUUUUCAUUUCAUGAUGAUUGUUUAAUCGCCCGUGGAAUACAUGAAAUGUCUGGGAAUUUUAUUCUUACUACUUCAGAACUUAUCUCACGAUUUAUGCUUCCAUGUCGUACAAGUAAAGAAAUAAAAGCACAUAUCAACUAUUUCAGUUCAAUUCAAAGUGUUAAAAACGCUACAAACCCUAUUGUGCAAUAUAAAGCAUUUAAAGUGCUUCCCGAACCCGCUGACACAAUCAUUCCAGUACUGCCUUACGACGCUAAAUCACCAAUGCAAAUGGAUGGAGACCUUCCUGAAUGGCUGACUUCACUUCAGCAGGGUUCAUCUUCUCAAAUUUUUGAAAACGGUAGUUACGAAUUGGAUGUGAAUUCCACUGAGACUGAAAUUGUUAAUCGAUUAAUUACACACAAUUUUAAGAGAAUAAAACCUGUGAAAGUGUCAAAAAAUUGGACUAGAAAAUUGGAUGAAUUGAUUCUUACGACCUGUAAAUGUCAUGAUGGUGCAACAAAAGGAGCAUUAGAUAUUCUUGCACGUGAUAUCCCAACCAAGACAAAGAGUCAAAUUAGGAGACGGUUUUACAAAUUGUUAUCAAUAUUUCAUAAGUCCGUGGUCAAAUCGUAAAAUCUUUCUAAUUUGAUCCUUUUUAUUUUCGUUUUUCAAUUCUUUAUGAUUUAACACUGUGCAUUAUCGAUGUAAUAGUCACUUAUUUAUUAGGUGGAUACUUUGUGAUUUAUGUUGAAAAAUGUAUUUUACAG